CGGAUCCGACGACACUGUUUUUCUGCCGCCGCUCACUGUUCGUCCUCCGACUGGCUGGUGUAAACUUUCGGUUUUAUUUUUUUUCCCCGGUUUUUUUUUCCUCAACGGUUUUUUUUGCCGCCGCACACCGGACCCGUUGAAAACCUCUCGUCACUCGCGCGAGCGCAACGUUACAGUUACACUGUGCAAUUACACCGUACCCGUCGUACACCGUCGUCGACGAAUCCGUACCGGCCGUGUCGUUUGUGCCCGCACAACGACAACAAUACGUUCCAGUCUCGAUCGACGCCGUCCCGUUGUAAGAACACACCACCACCGCCUUAGCGAAAAUGGCUGGUGGUAAAGCAGGUAAAGACUCCGGAAAAUCCAAGGCGAAAGCAGUGUCCAGGUCCGCCAGGGCAGGCUUACAAUUUCCAGUGGGAAGAAUUCAUCGUCAUUUGAAAAAUCGCACUACAAGUCAUGGUCGUGUUGGAGCUACAGCGGCUGUUUACAGUGCUGCCAUUUUAGAAUAUUUGACUGCUGAAGUACUCGAAUUGGCUGGUAAUGCGUCAAAGGAUUUAAAAGUGAAACGUAUUACACCACGUCAUUUGCAACUUGCCAUCAGAGGAGAUGAAGAAUUAGAUACUCUCAUCAGAGCUACAAUUGCAGGAGGAGGUGUUAUCCCUCAUAUCCACAAAUCCCUCAUCGGCAAAAAGGGAUCUCAAAAACCACAGUAAAAUUCCACCUGCCAUACAAGACUUUAAUUAAAUGUAAAACAUUAUUUGUAAUUUGUAAGCUGUAUAAUUUGAUUUUAUUCAUUUACCAUUUAUUAUUUGUCUUAUUUCAAUAAUUAAUUUUAUACCUCAUAUAUUAUAAAAUGAUUCCAUUUGCUACUUUUAUGCGAGUGUAGGAGGUAUAAAACUUCUUAUAGUAAAGACUAAUUAUAUUAAGACAAAGUAAACUUCGAUUUUUUUUUUUUUGUAAUAUCAAUUUUUCAAUUUUUUCACUAAAGUUAUAUCAAUCGAAAAUUGUUUUAAAUUAUGUUUCCAAUCGAAAAUUUCUUCGAUUACGUAAAAUCUAAAAUGUACAAUAUUUUGUUGUAUUAUUCACAUAUAAGAUAAAAAAAAAAAAACAUAAAAAUAAAUGCAUUUCUUUUUAUAA
Molecule: messenger RNA, 1140 nt
Organism: Aphis gossypii (cotton aphid)
Lineage: Eukaryota; Metazoa; Arthropoda; Insecta; Hemiptera; Aphididae
Gene: His2Av
Product: histone H2A.V
Exons: 5
Coding region: 330-716 (128 amino acids)
Cellular component (GO): nucleosome
Molecular function (GO): DNA binding; structural constituent of chromatin; protein heterodimerization activity
Source: RefSeq, a predicted model, not a curated record